Aethina tumida (small hive beetle) is the source of this 2058-nucleotide messenger RNA. RefSeq names its product heparan-alpha-glucosaminide N-acetyltransferase. Bases 372 to 2027 code for a protein of 551 amino acids. The transcript is spliced from 10 exons. Lineage: Eukaryota; Metazoa; Arthropoda; Insecta; Coleoptera; Nitidulidae. The record is from RefSeq and is a predicted model, not a curated record.
AUAGUCCUCCUAGAUGUUAUCACUCACUUGAAGUGAUUUCAAAUCGAUACGACACAUUGGCACUUCAUCACGUCGCUUUUUACCACAAAGUUUAAUUUCGUGAACAAAAUGAUAUACAACGGUAGCUGAUAAUAUUCAAUAUUCUGUAGGUGUUUCGCUUUUGCAUUGAUUACAUCUUGUUUGCGAACGGGUUUGUGUGGUGGUGGUAUUAAAAGUGGAUACAUCACUUUCUUAUUCGACUGGUUGACACACAUACACAGGUACCACUUGUUUCAAUGACCGUAACGUAAACAAAAGUGACAAUUCAAACAUUGUGAUCAACCUCUAUUUAAUCUAUUGUUUUUGCUUAAAAGUGGAAAGUGAUUGUUAAGAUGACAAUUUGGGCGCCAUUUGAAAGAUAUGGAGACUCUGUUUUUAAAGAUUCCUCUGGAGGAGUUUAUGAAAUGGACGCUCUGGGCAUGGACCAAUUUUAUAUGAACAUAUUGGGAGACGAUGUAGUUUUGUAUGAAAAACAUAUCGACUGUGUAGAGUGUGAUUAUCGCAUCAUUAAAGGUUUAAAAAUCGGGAACACCCACACGAUAUACCAAACACAAUUCAAAAAUGAAAUUACCUGUAAUUUUGGAGGUAAAUUUGGAGAAUUUGGAGUCUAUAAUGUGUUUGGAAACUCCUCCAACUGCACAGUGGAUGAAAUCAGGGAGCACGUUAAUAUAUACUUCCCCAUAUUAUCUGCCACUGUUAUAUAUACUCUUUUGUCCUUGGCCAUUUAUGCUUUGACUCGAGUGUGUCCAAAGUUGUUCACUGAUGAUGAAGAUGAUGGUGGUAAAAAGAAACGGAUGAAAUCUUUAGACACCUUUAGAGGGUUGACAAUUUUGAUGAUGAUAUUUGCCAAUUUUGGAGGAGGAGGGUACUACUACAUUGAACAUGCUCCAUGGAAUGGCCUACACAUAGCAGACGUAAUUUUCCCCUGGUUCAUGUGGAUUAUGGGUGCUGUCAUCCCCAUAACUUUACCAUCUAAACUGAAACAAACCAGCAAAAAAGAAAUAUUUUAUGACGUAUUUUUGAGGUCCUUAAAGCUGUUUUGUCUUGGCAUAUUUUUGGGUGGUGGCUCAAAUUUAUACGGACUGAGGAUUAUGGGUGUCCUUCAAAGGUUUGGAAUAGCUUAUUUGGUCGUCACAACAAUACUAAUGUUUACUUUAGAAACUGAUAAUGAACGAUACAAUCAGGGACUUCUAAGCCAAGUAAAAGACGUACUGGUUCUUUGGAAGGGUUGGCUUGUAGCCUUCAUCAUUUUGAUUAUCCACCUUCUUGUAGUAUUUUUAGUACAUGCCAUAGACUGCCCAGCUGGUUACUUAGGCCCAGGAGGAGACCAUGAGUCAGGUAAAUAUUUUGGAUGCGUCGGCGGAGCAACUGGCUACAUAGACAGAUCAAUUCUUGGAUCCAUGCAUGUCUACCAAAAUCCCACCAUAAAAGACGUUUUUGGUACAAAGACUCCAUUUGAUCCGGAGGGACUCGUUGGCUGUCUCACAACAAUCUUCCACGUUUUUAUUGGGGUUCAAGCAGGAAGCAUUUAUGUGCAAUACAAAAAUGAAGCCAACGGCCAUUUUAAAAUUAUGCUCAGGUGGCUGUUGUGGAGUCUAGGGACUGGACUUAUUGCUGGACUUUUAUGUGGGUUUUCUAAAGAGGGCGGAGUAAUUCCAGUCAACAAAAAUCUUUGGUCAUUAUCUUUUGUGCUGGUGACUUCUUGUUUUGCCUUCUUAGUCUUAACAGUGUUUUAUUUUUUGAUUGACUACAAAACCUGGUGGACUGGUAAGCCCUUGUUCUUUGCUGGGAUGAACGCAAUUGUGUUGUAUGCAGGUCAUGAAAUGACUGAUGGACAUUUACCUGUGAGGUUUAAUUACAUAGAUGAUUCUCUGUAUUCUAUGAGGCAAACUCAUUUUGGAUCUUUGAUGAGUGACACUUGGGGAGCAGCUGUGUGGUUAUUUAUUUCUUACAUCAUGUUUAGGAAAAAGGUUUUUGUAACUUUAUAAUAAUAUAAAAUAAUAAAUUUAACAUAAAAUU